This is a messenger RNA of Loxodonta africana (African savanna elephant), 3318 nucleotides long. It is a transcript of the gene VPREB3, whose product is annotated as V-set pre-B cell surrogate light chain 3. The transcript has 2 exons. The record is from RefSeq and is a predicted model, not a curated record. Gene Ontology annotation, biological process: immune response; immunoglobulin production. Lineage: Eukaryota; Metazoa; Chordata; Mammalia; Proboscidea; Elephantidae. The coding region runs from base 2696 to 3160 and encodes 154 amino acids.
GUUCUUUCACCUUGAGAAACGCCGAGCAUGUUCUUCCCUUUUGGUUUUCCAUCUCCAGCUCUUUGCACAUGUCAUUGUAAUACUUUACUCUGUCUUCUGGAGACACCUUUUGAAAUCUUCUGUUUAGUUCUUUUACUUCAUCAAUUCUUCCUUUUGCUUUAGCUGCUUGAUGUCCGAGAGCAAGUUUCAGAGUCUCUUUUGACAUCCAUCUUGGUGUUUUCUUUCUUUCCUGUCUUUUCAAUGACCUCUUGCUUUCUUCAUGGAUGAUGUCCUUGAUGUCAUUCCACAACUCAUCUGGUCUUCGGUCAUUAGUGUUCAAUGUGUCAAAUCUAUUCUUCAGAUGGUCUCUAAAUUCAGGCGGGAUAUACUCAAGGUCAUAUUUUGGCUCUCGUGGACUGGCUCUGAUUUUUUUCAGUUUCAGCUUGAACUUGCAUAUGAGCAAUUGAUGGUCUGUUCCACAGUCGGCCCCUGGCUUUGUUCUGACUGAUGGUAUUGAGCUUUUCCAUUGUCUCUUUCCACAGAUGUAGUCAAUUUGAUUUCUGUGUGUUCCAUCUGGCGAGGUCCAUGUGUAUAGUCACUGAUUAUGUUGGUGAAAGAAGGUAUUUGCAAUGAAGAAGUUGUUGGCCUUGCAAAAUUCUACCAUUCGAUCUCUGGCAUUGUUUCUAUCACCAAGGCCAUAUUUUCCAACUACUGAUCCUUCUUCUUUGUUUCCAACUUUCACAUUCCAAUUGCCAGUAAUUAUCAAUGCAUGUUUUUUUUUUUCCAGCCUGCUCUGCUUCUCUUUUAGUUUUCCCCUUCCAAAUCAAUAGAACUCACAUCCAUAAAUCCAACGAGUUAAAGACAUAGAUAGAAGUCGUCCUCCUUCACCUUCAUUCCCCAUCUCUUGUCUGUCACCGGGUCCAGUUGGUUUUGUGUGUCUUCUUGAGCCAGUUUCGGCAAGUUUAAUUUUUCUAGGAAAUUGUUUUAUAUAAGUUUUCAAAUUUAUUGGCUAAGUGAUUCACAAUAUUCUAUUUUUAAAAUCUCAGUUUUGAUUAUCUCAUUUACUUAUAUCUCUUAUUUAUCAAUGCAUCUUGAUUGCAUGUUUCAUCAAUUUCAGACUGCAGCAGCUGAUGAAAAUCUUCAAUUUCUUCAUCUUUGGCCCUAGUGGUUGGUGCAUAAAUUUGAAUAAUAGUCUUAUUAACUGGUCUUCCUUGUAGGCGUAUGGAUAUUAUCCUAUCACUGACAACGUUGUACUUCAGGAUAGAUCUUGAAACGUUCUUUCUGACGAUGAAUGCAACACCAUUCCUCUUUAAGUUGUCAUUCCCAGCAUAGUAGACUAUAUGAUUGUCGGAUUCAAAACGGCCAAUACCAAUCCAUUUCAGCUCACUAAUGCCUAGGAUAUCGAUGUUUAUGUGUUCCAUUUCAUUUUUGAUGAUUUCUAAUUUUCCUAGAUUCAUACUUCGUACAUUCCAGGUUCCAAUUAUUAAUGGAUGUUUGCAGGUGUUUCUUCUCAUUUUGAGUCGUGCCACAUCAGCAAAUGAAGGUCCCAAAAGCUUUACUCCAUCCACAUCAUUAAGGUCGACUCUACUUUGAGGAGGCAGCUCUUCCCCAGUCAUCUUUUGAGUGCCUUCCAACUUGGGGAGCUCAUCUUCCAGCACUAUAUCAGACAAUGUUCCACUGCUAUUCAUAAGGUUUUCACUGGCUAAUGCCUUUCAGAAGUAGACUGCCAGGUCCUUCUGCCUAGCCUGUCUUAGUCUGGAAGCUCAGCUGAAAUCUGUCCUCCAUGGGUGACCCUGCUGUUAUCUGAAUACUGGUAGCAUAGCUUCCAGCAUCACAGCAACACGCAAGCCCCCUCAGUACGACAAACUGACAGACACGUGGGGAAUUUGAAGUCCUAGGUCAGGCAAAAUGAAUGCACACUAAUAAAAGUCAGAACGAUGGUUGCCCUUGCAGGUCAAGGCUGUUACUGGCUGGGAAGAUGCAUGAAGGGGCCCUCUAGGAUGAUGGAAAUGUUCUAAGUCUUGAUCCAGUGGGUGUUGCAGGGCUGUGCACACACAUAAAAUCAUCAAGCUGUACACUUAAGGUUAGUGUACUCUACUGUAUGCAACCACUAUUUUGUCCGUUUGUUGUAGUGUGGUGGCUUGUGUGUUGCUAUGAUACUGGAAGCUAUGCCAUCGAUAUUUCAAAUACCAGUAGGGUCACCCAUGAUGGACAGGUUUCGGUAGAGCUUCCAGACUAAGAGCAGGAAGAAAGGCCUGAAGAUCUAUUUCUAAGAAUUAGUCUAUGAAAACCCUACGAAUCACAAGAGGACACUGUUUGACACACUUGCUUUAGACAUAUCAGGAGAAUCAACUGCUUGAGUAGGACGUCACGUUUGGUGAAGUUGAAGGCCAGGGGUGAAAGAGACCCUCAGUGAGAUGGAUUGGCACAAUAGCCACAACAUUUGCCUUGAACAUGCUGGCAACCGUGAGGAUGACACAGGACCAGGCAACAUUUCAUUCUGUUGUACAUGAGGUUGCCGCGAGUUGGAGUUGACUUGAUGGCAGCUAUCUGCGCAUGUAUCCAUCCAUCCACCCACCCACCCAUCUAUCUCCACUGUACACCUCAGGAAAAAGCCAGUUCCAAGCCCUUGCUAUAACUGCUCAUGGAGACUUCUGGCUCUUGUUCGCAGAAGGCUUUUUGAGACAAGGAUCCUGACAUCAAUAGGCUGAUUUGCAUGUCUUGUUGUGGUCCACUGGUUUCCCAGCAGUACCCUGCAGCAGCUGGAGCAGGGCCCAGCAGAAUGACACCCAUCUGCCCCCUGCCUCUGCCCAUGGCCACCCGAUGCCUGGUCCUCCUCGUUGGGGCACUCCUGGCAGCCUCCCAGCCAGGUCUAGCCCAGCCAGAUGCACUGCUGGUCUUCCCAGGCCAGAAGGCCCAGCUUGCCUGCAUGCUCAGCACCCCCCACCCUGCCAUCAGGAACUACGGUGUAUCCUGGUACCAGCAGCGGGCAGGUAGCGCCCCCCGGUUCCUCCUUUACUACCGCUCAGAGGAUGAACAGCACCGGCCUGAAGAUGUCCCAGCCCGCUUCUCAGCAACCAGGGAUAUGGCCCACAAUGCCUGCAUCCUGACCAUCAGCCCUGUGCAGCCCGAGGAUGACGCAGAUUACUACUGCUCUGUGGCCUAUGGCUCCAGCCCCUAGGGAUGGAGCGUGGAGGAGUGCUCUUGUCUGCCUCCCACUCUGCCCUUGCUUUCCCUUCUCUGAUUAAAAAAAAAAAAAAAAAUUUUUUUUUUUUUUUUUAAUUCAACCUGUCAAUCACAGCUAUUGUGAGGAGCAUGAAGUCCCAGCUGGGAAAGUGA